AUGCUCCAAAGCCUCUUCCUACUCCUUCUUUUUCCGAUCGGCUGUGAAAACUGUGACUAACUUAUCUUUUUCUCAAAAUGAAUUUAAGUUUCAGGUUCAUAUCUUUUGACCCAAGGGUAUCUAUCCAAGAGUACGUUGGAAAAUACAACGAUUUACAACGAGACCACUUGUUUGGCGUUCUGUGAGAACCGAAGAGGAUGCUGGGUCUGUGGGAAAACUUUUAGUGGCCACUUUAGGGUUUUCAUGUUCUAGUGGCACCUCUAGUAGUGGAACUAGUGACCACUUGAUUGGCUGUAAUUUAGAGUCAUAUUUUGAAGUGCAAGAGGUGCUACUAGGUCACUAGUAACUACUAUAGUGGCCCCUAACACGCAUAAUAGUGACUUCUAUAGACGAUUCACGGCUAGCUUGGGACGCAAAAAGGCGUGGCCUGUCUGCACUCUUCACCAACCAGAGCAUUGUCUCGUCUCUUUUCGUGGCAGGACCCUUUUCUCAAUGGCUCAAGCUAGCCGUUAAUCAGCUAUAUAGAGGUGGUCCUAGAGGCCAGUUCAGUGUCCUCUCCAAGUGGUCCUUGAGGAGCCUCUUAAGUUGUCCCUAGAGUUUUUUCUAGUCCUUCAAAACUCUAGUUUUUGAAAUUUGAGGGUUUCACUGUUCGAGACGGUUGCUACUGGUUCAAUGAAACUACAAACGUAUCCAAGGGGAAGAAAAAUAACGACGGCCCGAGCUUCGUCUGGCUGAUGCUCAACUACAAUUUUACAGAUUGCGGUGACAAAAAAUUGGAAAACGUCAAAUAUGUAACUUUUGAUAAGUGAAGUCCAAGAGGACGAUCUCUGAGAAGUUGCCGGAUAAUUUUGGGUCAAGUUUCUAAAAUUCAAACAUCAUUUGAGGAUCUGAAAAAAAUUCUUAAAAGUGAUAAGGUCUCUUAUUUUUAGAUGUAGGACUUUCAAAAGCUGCCUAAUACUUGCUUCCGGUCUGGUUUCGCGUUAGAAGCAAAAUUUUUAAAUUCACAACUUAAGGAAUAACCGUUUGAUAAGGAAUCCUGAUCUUGACCUUCAGAAAGUCUUUGUGCGACUUUUUGAGAAGAAUCCAAACUUCCUACUGAAAAUGCUGUCCUAUUGAGAUAUAUUUCAACUUCCACUUCUUGAAAUUUUCCCUGUUUUUGGUUCAAAGUCGAGAGACGCCAAAAAUCCUGAUUUUCGUCACCAAACUUUGAGAAGCCACAAAGACUUUCAAAAAAAUCCCAGUACCUCAAAGUGUAUCUCAGGAAUUUUCCAGAGCUUCUCAGAGCUUGUCUUUUUGGACUUUCCUUGUGAAGAGUCUAAAUCAAAUUCUUCAGGAAUGGUCCCGACCGUACUGUCAAAGUACAGAUUCAACAAACACGACCUUCAAGAUGCUGCAGUGGAAAGUUGAAUUUGACGGAAAAACCUUCAGGUUUGACCUUUUUCAGCUGUCACGAAGUCAUUAAUAAAAUAAGUUCCACGUUUCAGUGCUACCACCCGACCGUAUACUACAAAGUCUUGUGGGAAAAAUGGAUGCGCUUCAUGCGAAGAUGGGUUCGCGAUAUGACAUCAGACUGGUCCCAAAUAUUCAUGGAUAUCAAUGAAUCUUGUAUUGUUUUAUGUUUGACAAGAGGAACACGAGCUUUAUCUCAAAAGGUUAUUUCACUUUCCUAUUGGGAAUUCCUCUUCUUAAGAACAUCUAUGAGUUCUUCAACCUUCCUUGACGAGCCCAGCUUUCAAUACUUGGAACGAGCUUGAAAUUCUAAAACACUGAAACGUUCAUCUACAGUUUGUUCAGCCGAGGGUCUUUUAUCCGAGCUAACCUCGGUUUCUUUUGGAGCGCGAUUCGGAAAUCUUGGAUCCUCGGUAGUUCAUCUACAGGUUAUUCGACCAAGCCUUUGACUUUUUUCCUUUACAAGCUCGACUCAAAGGAUUUUUUUUUACGAGUUCAGAAAUCCUGAGCUCUUGAUAGUUCAUCUACAGGUUUUUCAACCUCCCUUGACGCGCUCAGCUCUCAAUAUUUUUGGGCACGACUCGGGAAUCUUGAGCUCUUUGUAGUUCGUCUACAGUUUUUUAAACAUUUGUUGACAAGCUCAGCUUGAAAAAUGCUGGAGCACGAGUUUGAAACCUUGAGCUCUUGAUAGUUCAUCUACAGGUUCUUCAGCCAAAAACCUUCCUUGAAAAACUCAGCCCUGAAGAUUUUGGAGCACAAGUAGGAAAUCCUGGACCGUUGAUAGUUUAUCUACAGACUCUCCAAUCAAAAGCCUUCCUUGACAAUCUUUGCUCUGAAGAUUUUGGAGCACAAGUCGGAAGCUCUUGGUAGGCAUCUUGAAAUGAGAGCCGCCAUAAAAUGAAGAAACUACACGUAAAUCUAUUUUUCUUCCUCGUUUGUAUCAAUAAAAACAAAACAUUCUCUUCUCUGCGCUACGACACGCCUUUGAAAUUAGUCUUCAUAAAAAAGAGCAGGAAGUCGUUUUCUGCACAGAAGAUGUUGCUAACCCUCUUCCUCGUUCUCCUUUUUUCGAUCGGCUCCGAAAAUUGUGAGGCAUACUCUCUUCUCUGCCGUUUGAAUAUUGCUUUUGUAGGCUCAUACCUUCUAGUCCGUGGAAUUAAUACUGACAAGGCUAUGAAAAACGUAGCAAUCAAAACGGAGAGCGAUUGCUUGGCCUUUUGUGAGAACACCAGAGGAUGCUGGGCUGGAUUUCGAGCUUUUCGAUGACCAAAGCGAUUUUUGAGGGUUUUACUGUGCCCAGUUAUAACAUUUGCAUCUGGUUCAACGCCACGGUGAUGGGAACCGAAGUUCUCAAGACGGACGAUGGUUCCAAAUACACUUGGUUGAUGCUCAACUACAAUCUGACGGAAUGUGUCGCGUUUGAAGACGUCAAAUAUGUAGUUCAGAGGACUCUGAAAAGAUAAACUGAACUUUUAGGAGUGGUCCCGGCCUUUCUGCCAAAGCACAGAUUCUACAAAUACGACCUUUCAAAUGUUACAAUGGCAGAUAGUCUUCGAUGGGAGUUCUUUCAGGUUGGUUCAAAGACGGAACUUGGAAUAAUUGUGCGGAAACUUCUGAAGAAGAUCCUUUAACAAUUUUCCUUUUUCAGUUCAAUCACACGUCCCUACGACCAAUCCUGCGAUCAAGGCGUGUGUCCAAUAUCGACAAAAUUCGAAGAUGGAUACUCGUUCUGAUAAUCGACUUAUCGAAACUGUUAAAAAAUUAGGCCAUACUCAUUUCAAUCAUCUUUAUCGAUGAAGUUUAUAGCAAAAUAUAAAAUAAGUAGACCCAUCGGAACUCUUAUUUUCAAACACUUGAUUGAUUGGCUGGGAUCGAACUGGAGACCCUCUAGACCGUCGACAGGCUAACAACAUGUUCGCUCGUCGCUUUGCGGAAAUUUCGUUGAUGCUAUCAAAAAAAAGGGCCCGUAGAUCAUCUCGCCCUUUUUUUUUGAUAGUAGUGGAAUAGUUUCGAGCUUUCUGAUGAUCCCCCAUGAGGCAGCGAGGCUCCCACCUUUUCCAGGGCCGGCGAGCGUCGAAAUAAUCUCACCAUCCGACGAGCGUAAAUGAAGACCGACCACUCGGAAGGGAGAAAUGUGAAAAUGAACGGUGCCCAUACUUAUUAAUUAAUGAUGAUCAAUAGCCGAUUCACUGCUUGCUGAGAACGCUCCGGGGCGUUGCCUGUGUGCACUCUUCACCAACCAGGCCCCCUUUUGUUACCCAUCGUUUCAGGACCCUUUUUUCGAUGGUUCAAGCCAGCCGGGACUCAGCUAUACUAUCCCUCAGGUUCUGCCUUUGGUUUUUUAGAAGCCGUUUGGAAGCUGUCCAGCAAGUAGCCUAACAUCUUCCACAUACCUUCCGAACACCUCUGCUUUAAAAAAAAACUGUCGGAAGCCUUCCGGAAGCUUUCCAGCAGGCUUCUGACAUGCAUUUUUCAUUUUCACCUUCCAAAUACUUUCCAAAUACCUUCAGAACAGCUUCUAAUGGCUUUCUUAAGACCUUCCAGCUUCCAUACACCUUUCAACCUCCUGCUGGUUACCUUCCCCACAUUCCCAGGAUUGGCCUGAGUUCUCAAACAUUAAUGAUCAAUAGCCGAAUCACCGCUUGUUCAGAACGCUCUGUGGCGUGGCCUGUCUGCGCUUGCGGUUACUUCCGCUGGUACUUUGGCUACCAACCAGCCAACCUCUUGUUAUUCAUCGUUACAGGACCCUUUUCCGAUGUCUGA
Messenger RNA from Caenorhabditis auriculariae, 4212 nucleotides. The record is from the annotation of a GenBank genome assembly. Lineage: Eukaryota; Metazoa; Nematoda; Chromadorea; Rhabditida; Rhabditidae.